GCCGAAGCGAGCAAUUUGAUACUGUUUAAUAAUGUUAUGGAUUUUUAUGUCAAGUCAAUGCAAACGGCUCUUCGUGACAUUGACCCGUACUUAAGUACAACGGAAUUAUUAGAAACACACGAAACGGCCAAAAAUGAAUCAAUAUCACAGUUUUUGCAAAAACGUAAACUUGGUGGCGAUGACCUCAUAUCAUCUUUCGUCCUGCGCAUUGAGAACACUGCAGAGGAACGAUUUUUGGAUUUUCAGCUAGAAAACAACGAGAAACGAAAAGCAUUCAUUGACAAAGCCAAUUUGCAUAAUGAAAAGUUGGUCAUUGAAAUACAGACGGACUUCGAAAAGAAAAUACUCAACGAAAUCGAACGAAUGGAAUCAAUGUCCGCUGAAAGUUUAAAGCAAUUUAUGGAAAAAUCAAAAGAAAGUGCUUUAGUUGAGUUUAAUGCAAUGAAGAUGGGCGAAAAUAAUAUUACAGGAAAAUUCUCCCAAGGGCUCCAGCAGAAUAUGGAUGUUUUUCAAGCUUCAACUGAGACAAUGCUAAAUUCGCACAAGGAUUCUGUAAACUUUUAUUCCAAUCUAAUGCACAAAAUGCUGAACAAAGUUGACGUGUACGCUACACACAGUUCUAUCGUAGAUAUGCAUCAGAAUUCAAAAAAAAAGGCGAUUAAACAGUUUCAGCUACGAUCGCAUGGUAUCCCUGCUGAAGUGACGUCAACCUUCGAGCAUAAAACCUUGAAUGAAAUUGAAAGAAAAUACACCUCAUUUGCCCAAGAGAACGAAAGGAAACGUAAUAAUUUCAUUUCAAAGGCCAGGGCUUACAAUACAGACUUAGUCGAGCAGAUCGAAAAAGUCCGAAGUUCAUCCGCAUACACACAAAUUGAUACCGCUGAAUCAUAUUUAAAUCGCACUGAAUUGUGGAAUUUAUGGAAUGGUACAAAACAAGCUGCCCUAGAUGAAUUUGAUUCGUGGAAGAUGGGCGAUAGCGAUCUUUCUUCUAGCUAUCGCGCACAACUCGAAGUGAAGAUGCUCGAACUUGAAUCUCGUUUGGAAUCACACAAUGAGUAUAGAAAAUCAUUAGAUUUGUAUGCCAAGUCAAUGGAGAAGGCACUUCGUGACAUUGACCCAUACUUUAGUGAAAUGGAAUUAUUCAAAAAACAUGAAACGGCCAAAAAUGAGUCGAUAUCACAGUUUUUGCAAGAACGUAAACUUGAUGACGAUGAUCUUACGUCAUCUUUAGUACGUCGCAUUGAGAAUACUACGGAGGAACGGUUUUUGGAUUUCCAUCGAGAAAAUGACGACAAACGAAAAGCAUUCAUUGAUAAAGCCAAUUUGCAUAAUGAAAAAUUGGUCAUUGAAAUACAGACGGAUUUUGAAAAGAAAAUACUCAAAGAAAUCGAACGAAUGGAAUCAAUAUCCGCUGAAAGUUUGAAGCGAUUAUUAGAAAGAGCAAAAGAAAGUGCUCUAAAUGAGUUUCAUGCAAAGAUGAUGGGCAACAGUGAUAUUGCAAGUAGUUUAUCCGUAGAGCUUCAACAGAAUAUGGAUGAUUUCCAAGUUUCAAUUAGGAUUAUGUUUACGUCGUACGAGAAUUCAGUGAAGUUUUAUACCAAUUUAAUGCGCAGAAUACUAAACAAGGUUAAAGUUUACACUACAAACAGUUCUCUCAUGGAUAUGCAUCAACAGUCGAAAAAAGAGGCAAUAAAACAGCUACGAUCGCAUGGUAUCGCUGCCGAAGUGACGUCAACUUUCCAGAAUAAAACCGUAAAGGAGAUUGAAAGAAAAUACAAGUCAUUCGCCCAAGAGAACGAAGUGAAACGGAAUAAUUUCAUUGCCAUGGCCAGUGUACACAACGCAGAUUUAGUCAAGCAGAUUGAAAAAAGCCAUCGAUCAUCCACAUACUCACAAGUUGAUAACGCUCAUCCAUAUCUUAGUGGCAAUAAAUUACAGAACUUAUGGAACAGUACGCAACAAGCUGCUCUGAAAGAGUAUGAUUCGAGAAAAAUGGGCGAUAAUGAUAUUUCUUUUGGCCAUCGUACACAACUCAAGAUGAAGUUGUUUGAACUCAAAUCCCAUUUGAAAUUACGCAAUGACUACAAGAGAUCUGAAUAUACUUUGAAAAACACCGUGAAAACGGGCGGUAUAACAAUGGCUGCUGCUGCAUUUGGUGGUGCGAUCGCUGGUCCUCCAGGUGCUAUAAUUGGUGCAUUCUUUGGGAUGGUAAUGACUGGACUCCUCUCAAGUUGAUCGCAAUUUUUUUUUUCAAUUUAUAGUUUUAAUUGAUAUUUUUUUUCUUCAAAUAAAUUCGAUGAAAAUAUGAACAAA
This is a messenger RNA of Sitodiplosis mosellana (orange wheat blossom midge), 2313 nucleotides long. RefSeq names its product interaptin-like. Lineage: Eukaryota; Metazoa; Arthropoda; Insecta; Diptera; Cecidomyiidae. Bases 37 to 2235 code for a protein of 732 amino acids. The transcript is spliced from 13 exons. Gene Ontology annotation, molecular function: GTP binding; GTPase activity. The record is from RefSeq and is a predicted model, not a curated record.